Messenger RNA from Alternaria alternata, 804 nucleotides. RefSeq names its product Cloroperoxidase. The record is from RefSeq and is a predicted model, not a curated record. The transcript is spliced from 3 exons. Lineage: Eukaryota; Fungi; Ascomycota; Dothideomycetes; Pleosporales; Pleosporaceae. Gene Ontology annotation, molecular function: peroxidase activity. The coding region runs from base 1 to 804 and encodes 267 amino acids.
AUGAAGCUCACUGCUGUUCUUGCCGCCUGCACUUCCGCGCUCGCUUCUGCGAGGCCCCAGUAUGGUGCCGCAACUCCAGAUCCACACGCUUGGAUGCCUGCCUCCACAAACGACUUCCGCGGCCCAUGCCCGAUGCUCAACACUCUAGCAAAUCACGGUUUCCUUCCUCGCGAUGGCCGCAACUUCACCAAGGAGAACGUCGUUAAGGGCCUGAAGGACGGCUUGAACUUUAAUGGUUCACUUGGCGCACUCAUGUGGCAGCAAGCCAUCAUCGCAAACCCUGAACCAAACGCUACGUUCUUCACUCUAGAGCAGCUCAACGUCCACAAUGUUCUUGAGCACGAUGCCAGUCUUACCCGUACUGAUGCUGCCUUCGGUAACAACCAUGUCUUCAAUGAGACUGUAUACAACACAUCAAGAAAGUGGUGGACAGAUGAGACCGUAACACCUGAAAUGCUGGCCAACUCCAAGAUAUUUCGCCAGUUGGAGAGCCGUGCAACCAACCCAAACUACACCUUUACUGCUUCCACCGAGGAGUUUAGUUUGGGUGAAGUCUCGGCACCUAUCAUUGCCUUUGGCAGAUUAGAAGACGGUACCGUCAACCGCACGUUGAUGGAGUACUUCUUCGAGAACGAGCGUCUUCCUUUUGAGUUGGGCUGGACUCAGAAGACGGACGAGAUCACCCUCAUGAAGAUCAUGGCUACUACAGACAUCAUUCGCAACGCGACGAGUCUACUUACUGGUGGCGAAACCGCUGAGGAUUCUCCUCAUGGCAAACGCGAUCUCCAUGGUGGAAUGUUCUAG